UGGCAAACAUCCGGCGUGCGUUGCCCGGUGCUGAAACUCGAAGAAUACCAAGAGGCGCACCGCGCGGACAAUAAUAAAGGUUGAAAUCUCGUCAGUUUGUCCGUAAAAAAGGAGCAAGAGUCCAGGGAUACGGGGAGAGUGUUGGAAGAGACGCUGGCAAGCGGGAAUGGAGUGAAAAGUGCUCGUGAAAAAGAACCUCAAGUGAUAUUCGCUAAGGAUCUGAAAGCUCUCGGUUGUCGAGAGGUCCUGUAAGCCUGAUCGAAUGGUCCGGUAAGUCUUUCAGUGGGGAGUCGGGGUCCGACGAGAGUUUGAAAGUUCGUUAAUCUUGGCGCCUCGAUCUCGUGCCCCGUGCAAGACCGUUCGCACCUUCGGACUCGUUCGCUCAAUAAAUUCGCUGAAAUCCAAGCCAGAUGUACGUGCCGUGGACGAUCGCCAUUGAUCGUCAUCGCUCGUGCCACGGAAUAAACGAACCCACGAAAACGAUCUUCCGCGAUCGUUCGUGGAGCCAAAACGGGCAUCGCUAUCUGACCGAACGAGCGGGAAGAAUACGCAAGUGAAACGCUCUCACUGAUCCAUCGUCGAGGUGCGCUCAUCGAGCUCCGACGCUGACCAACGUCGGACAAUUCCCCGGCUACGGCGCAACCGAACCGUAUCCCAUGCGAUCCACCUACCAAUCACAAUCGGAGCUUGUCACACACAAAAUUAUAUAACCCGCCGCAAGAUCGGGAAAAGCCGACUGGGGUAUGACGAGACACUCUCUGGUUAUCCUGUGCUGCUAUCUCUACACGCUGUUCGAUAUGGCAGCUCUUCAUUUUCCUUUCAGCGAGAAAGUAUGCGAACCGGUACUUUCAACGGAGGUCGAAGGGUGGCAUAUUAAAGUCGAUAGCCUAUCGUCCCGUACAAUUCGACUUUCCGCAAGAAAGCGCGGGUACCGCUUUUUUCCCAAGAUCGAAAGGGAGGUCGAGCUCGAGGAAUACGGCAGAAAAGAGGUCUCCCUCUCGCUCAGAGACAUUCUACCGAUAAAUCCGAAAAACUACGACAAGCACAGAGCACCAAAGUUCCUGGGCCAACCUACCAUCGUUUACUUCCACGUCACGGUGCUCAGCAUCGACUCCAUUAACGAAGAAUCCAUGACGUACGUAGCCGACAUAUUUCUCGCUCAAAGCUGGCGCGACUCGAGGCUGAGACUGCCCGAAAACAUGUCCGAGGAAUACAGGAUACUGGACGUCGAUUGGCUCCACAACAUAUGGAGGCCGGACUGUUUCUUCAAGAACGCCAAGAAGGUCACUUUCCACGAGAUGUCCAUACCGAAUCACUAUUUAUGGCUCUAUCACGACAAAACCCUCCUCUACAUGUCCAAAUUGACGCUGGUUCUGUCCUGCGCUAUGAAGUUCGAAUCUUACCCACACGACACUCAGAUAUGCUCGAUGAUGAUCGAGAGUUUGUCUCACACGACUCAAGACCUCGUAUUUAUUUGGAACAUGACGGAUCCACUGGUGGUUAAUCCAGAAAUCGAGUUGCCUCAGCUCGACAUAUCGAACAACUACACAACGGACUGCACAAUCGAAUAUUCGACGGGUAACUUUACCUGCAUACAGAUCGUGUUCAAUCUGCGUCGACGGCUCGGUUACCAUUUGUUCCACACGUACAUACCCUCGGCCCUGAUCGUCGUCAUGUCGUGGAUAGCAUUUUGGAUAAAACCGGAAGCGAUACCUGCGCGGGUGACUCUGGGAGUGACCUCGCUCCUGACUCUCGCUACUCAAAACACCCAAUCCCAGCAGUCUUUGCCACCAGUUUCAUACGUCAAAGCCAUCGACGUAUGGAUGUCGUCUUGCAGCGUUUUCGUCUUUCUAUCCCUGAUGGAAUUCGCCGUGGUCAAUAAUUACAUGGGUCCUGUCGCAACGAAAGCGAUGAAGGGAUAUUCGGACGAGGAUCUGAGGGAAGCUAUUGAUGAAUUCAAGACUCCGAUGAGGUCAGACUCGGAAAGAAAUCGAAGUCCAGUGAGGCCACCGCCAACGGUUCAAUACGACACGUGCUGUCAGGGCAGAGCAACCGCCAUUUACAUCGACAAAUUUUCCAGAUUCUUCUUUCCAUUCUCCUUCUUCAUUCUCAACGUAGUUUACUGGAGCACCUUUCUAUAAUUCGAGUCCCUUCAGAAUCGUAAUCAUUCGCCCCCUCCCCCCUCUUUUAUGCUCAGGACUACAGAGAAUACGAAGAAUCCGCAUCGAUCCAAUGGAAUACUGAAUAAAUAAAAACACAUUAUAGAAAUAAUGAAUCACAUUACCUUUUAUAUAGAAUUGUAUCGCUAGGGGAGGAGGGCCGUUGCAGCGUAUUUGUCGAGUGUUAUAUUCUGGUUGUUGAAAAUGUAUUAAUGAAUAAAUGAUCGGGUCGACGAAA
Venturia canescens is the source of this 2397-nucleotide messenger RNA. It is a transcript of the gene HisCl1, whose product is annotated as Histamine-gated chloride channel subunit 1. The record is from RefSeq and is a predicted model, not a curated record. Gene Ontology annotation, cellular component: plasma membrane; synapse; neuron projection. NCBI's taxonomy places the organism in Eukaryota, Metazoa, Arthropoda, Insecta, Hymenoptera, Ichneumonidae. Gene Ontology annotation, molecular function: transmitter-gated monoatomic ion channel activity involved in regulation of postsynaptic membrane potential; excitatory extracellular ligand-gated monoatomic ion channel activity; transmembrane signaling receptor activity. Bases 744 to 2141 code for a protein of 465 amino acids. Gene Ontology annotation, biological process: nervous system process; signal transduction; chemical synaptic transmission. The transcript is spliced from 10 exons.